Molecule: messenger RNA, 4935 nt
Organism: Kwoniella botswanensis
Lineage: Eukaryota; Fungi; Basidiomycota; Tremellomycetes; Tremellales; Cryptococcaceae
Exons: 27
Coding region: 1-4935 (1644 amino acids)
Biological process (GO): transmembrane transport
Cellular component (GO): membrane
Molecular function (GO): ATP hydrolysis activity; ABC-type transporter activity; ATP binding
Source: RefSeq, a predicted model, not a curated record
AUGAUUACUGAAUCCGCCUUUCAGGCAUUCUCACCCGAAUCCCUGUCAUCCAUACGGACCAUCUCUUCCCUCUCCAUACUUCUACUUACCUUCCUCAUCUCACUUCCUCCCUUCAAACCAGUCAGACGAUUCUUUCAUUCCCUCGUAUCCGAUCUCGUACCACUGCAAUCCUUAGUACCCGCAGAGCCUCCAUCCAAGGACGAACGGGAUGAAGAACAUAGAAGAAGACCCAACGUAUGGCGAGAAGCCGUUUUGGCUGUUCUCUCCCUCGUCGAGGCAUCCUGUUGGAUUGGUAUAACAGGCUGGCAGAUUCUCGGUGUAGCUCACAGAGAUGGGAGUGAGAAGAUAACCGGUAUAUUGGCUUCUGCUGGUAUGGUGUUAGUCUGGAUCGCAUUCUUCCUCCAAUUCACUUUAAGACCAUUGACCACCCCACCAUACUCGACCAUCUCAAUCCUAUUCAUCCUUUUGACAAUCUCACUUUGCUCGCUCGGAAACGCAUGGUAUAUCCAGACAGUCACACAUCAACUUCCAUUUUGGGCGACCAAAUGGAAAUUUACGUUUGAGAUCGGGAACAUUCUCUGUGUUUCGAUAAUGUUGUUGGUGUUGUUUGGGCUCAAGUUAGCUGGUCCAGAGGUCCUUUCGAGAUUGCCCGAAGUAUCAUUAGAUGACGACGUAACGCUUUACUCGUGGCUAUCGUUCAACUGGGUAAACCAAUUCAUCCUUGAAGGAGCAGCAAAGGAAUUAGAACCGGAGGACCUACCAAAAUUAUCUCUAACUCAACAAACCUCAGUCGUGUUCGAUCGCUUCAGACAACUCAAAACUAGUUCAUUGCUGAAACAGAUCUUCUUAGCGAAUAGAUUAGAUUUAGGGCUAGAUGCUGGUUUGACUCUGCUGGCUGUGGUAUUCAACUAUGCUGGCCCUUAUUUCCUCAAAAAGAUCUUGGACGGACUUGACAACAAAUCACCCAAAGCUAUGUCGCAAGCGUAUAUAUUCGCUUUCUUAGCAUUCCUUGCUUCCACGCUCAAGGCUCUGGUGGAUCUUCUUCAUCUGUGGCAUGGUCGAAGAGCGACCCUCAGGAUCAAAGCCGAACUUACAGCUGCAAUCUAUGAUAAAGCGCUAAGAAGGAAAGAUGCAUCUGGGGUAGUAGCCGCCAAAGAAGAUGAAAGCAAGGAUAAAGAAGGCGGUAACGCGGAAAAGAAGAGUAAUGCGGAUAGUGGAAAGGUCGUCAAUCUCAUGGCAGGCGACACCAAUCGGAUCGGAAACACUGUCAGUGGAGGGUACUACAUUUACGGUGCACCAUUCGAAAUAAUCGUUGCCUCUGUGUUCCUCUAUAACAUCCUCGGCUGGUCUGCGUUUGCCGGUGUAGUCGUGCUCCUCGUUGCUACUCCACUGAACUCAUUCGUCUCCAAGAGAAGUGUCAAGAUCACUCAGGAGUUGCUCAAAGCUAGAGACAAGCGAAUUGGAGUUAUGAACGAGUUGAUCGGAGCUAUCCAAUUUAUCAAAUUCUUCGCCUGGAUCGAACAAUGGAAAAACCGAGCCGCCGAUGCCAGAGCUAAAGAAAUGAAACAAAUGGUUCGGUCACUAUUCAAUGGAAUCUGGUUCUCACUCCUUUGGUCACUUGCUCCAAUCUUCGUCACUUUGGUCUCUUUCUUCUGCUACAUCGUCAUCGCUAAACGAGAAUUAACCGUAUCUGUCGCUUUCACUGCCAUUUCAUUAUUCUCGAUGCUCCGAAUGCCUCUCAACGUCAUCCCCACUUUCGUAGUUAUCCUGCUUCAAGCUCACGUAUCUGUCAAGCGUAUCGAAGAUUUCUUAGCUGAAGAUGAAGUUCCAGAUUGGGUAUGUUCCCUCAAGCGGUCAUCCGAUCCUAAAGAUGUUGCUCCUACCAAGAUAGGAUUUGAGAACGCUUCCUUCAGAUGGAAUACGGGCAAACAAUCCGAUCCUUCUCCUUCAAAACCUACCACCACAGUUGAGCCACCUUCACCACAGAGAAGUACGAGUACCACUGCGGUUGAUUCUACCGAAUCGCCUCAGGAGGACGGAGAGAGUUAUUUCACUCUGUCAGAUUUGAAUGUGGACUUUCCCAUAGGUAAAUUAUCGGUUAUCACUGGACCUACUGGAUCAGGUAAAACGGCAAUCUUGAUUGCGUUAUUAGGUGAAAUGGAAUUACUUAAUGGGAAAUCAUAUCUGCCGAAAAAUUAUACGCAAGUGAACGAAGAUGGAUUAAGGAAUUCGAUCGCCUAUGCCUCUCAGACUCCGUGGUUGCAGCAAAAGAGUAUUAAGGAUAAUAUCUUAUUCGGAGAAGAGUUUGAUGAGGAUAGGUAUGAAAUGGUAUUGGAUGCUUGUGCUUUAAACCCCGAUCUGGAUAUGUUGGAAGAUGGUGAUCAGACUGAAAUCGGUGCCAAAGGAGUAUCAUUGAGUGGUGGUCAAAAAGCUCGAGUCGCUCUUGCCCGAGCCGUAUACUCCUACACACAGCAUGUUCUACUCGAUGAUCCGCUUGCAGCUGUCGACUCACAUACUGCCAAACACCUGACUGAUAGAUGUUUGAAUGGACCGAUUUUAGAAGGGCGUACCGUGAUCCUCGUGUCCCACCAUGUUGAACUUCUCCUUCCCUCGUCUGAUUAUCUUAUACGUAUUCUGGACGGCAGGAUAGAUGCGCAGGGUACACCUGACGAGCUACGAUCAGCAGGAGAACUGGAUGGUCUAGUAGCGCUAGAGGAGGCCGAAGUGACGAAAUCUGAAGCUAUAGUAGCCAAAGAAGAGGUCGCAGAAGAGGUCGAGGCUGUUGAUGCGGCUGAGAAGAAGGUCAAGAAGAAAGGUCCAGGAAAGAAAUUGAUUCAAGACGAGGAACGAGCCGUCGGAAACGUCAAAUGGGAGACAUACAAGCUUUAUAUCGUCGCUGCUACCUACGUUACUUGGGUAUGGACCCUCAUGGUGCUAUUGCUCAAUCAAGGGUUGACCAUCGCCGAACGAUGGUGGCUCAAAGUAUGGGGUGAAGCUUAUACCACCCGAUUCACAAGUCACGACACCUUGUUCACCCUUUUCAAACCUGCUGUAAUGGACCCGACUCAAUACUACCAUCACACAGAUUUGCAUCAACACGUUUUGCAUCAUACUACUCGUGUGAUGAUCUCUAACAUCACCGACAUAGCUCCGGCAAUGAGAGGAAUCAAAUCACACUUCCCUCCUGCUCAGACUAACCCCGGCUUCUAUCUGACUGUCUACACUGGUAUCGUCCUCGGCGCGGCCCUCUUCGGAGUUGCUUCUAGUGCGGUCGGAUCUUGGAGCUCUUAUCGAGCGGCGAUUAAUUUGCACGACAGGCUAUUAGAUCGAGUUAUGCGAUCUACCGUACGAUUCUUCAACACUACCCCUGUGGGCCGAAUCAUCAAUCGAUUCUCCCGAGAUGUCGAAACUAUCGAUUCGUCUCUCAAUGGUGCUCUCAGAACCGUCAUCAUAUAUGUAGCAAGUUUGAUCGGUGCUAUCGCCGUCGUAGCUGCUAUUGUGCCAUGGUUUUUAGUGCCUGCUGCUGUCAUCAGUUAUCUGUACUAUCAAUAUUCCGUAGUCUACCUGAGAGUCGGACGAAGUCUGAGACGUUUGGAGGCUACUCUUAAAUCUCCCAUAUUCUCCGGUUUUGCCGAGCUCCUCGAUGGUGUUAUUUCUGUUCGAGCUUUCUCGGUAGAAGCAAGAUUCAUGAAACAAUUAUGUGAGCAGGUUGAUAAGACUCAUCAGGCCUUCUAUUACUACUGGAUGAUGAAUCGAUGGCUCCUGCUCCGAUUUGAUGUCCUAGGAGCCGUCUCAGUGUUCCUAACCACUCUCUUCGCUUUGAGUGGUGCUGUCCCAGCGGGAUCAGCAGGUAUGGCCAUCGUAUCAGCUCAAUCUUUCGUUUCAGCUUGUUACUGGGUAUCAAGGUUUUGGGGACAAUUGGAAAUGGAUUUCAACUCUGUCGAACGAGUGCAAGAAUACCUUUCAUUACCUCAAGAACCGCCUUCUGUCAUUCCUUCUAAUCGUCCACCUGCUUAUUGGCCCUCUACAAACACCAAGGAUCAUUUCCUCAGCGUCAGAGAAUUAGAGAUCAAAUACGCGCCAGACUUACCUACCGUCUUCAAGGGUUCUUUCGAUAUCAAAGCUGGGGAGAAGAUUGGUUUGAUCGGUAGGACAGGUAGUGGGAAAUCUACUUUGGCAAUGAGUUUGUUGAGGUUUGCGGAACCUUAUGGAGGUACUAUAUGGCUGGAUGGAAUUGAUAUCACCAAGAUUGGUGUAGAUGAUCUGCGAUCUCGAAUCACUUAUAUUCCUCAAGAUGCGGUCUUAUUCUCCGGCACUGUUCGAGAAAAUUUGGAUCCGUUCAAUGAGCACACCGAUGAAGAGCUUUUGGACGCUCUUUCGAGGGUCAACUUAGGUCCUUCAGAAUCCCCACCCGCUAGUAGAGUUCCAUCUAGAGUACCUUCUUCCAAGCGAUUAGGAGCUCUUGCUGCUGAAGAUGCCUUGAGGGCCAGCUCGCCCGCUCCGUCUGGAUCUACCGGUCUGGGCUCAAAGUCAAUCAUAACGCUCACUACGGAGGUGUCGGCGGGCGGAAGCAAUUUCUCACAGGGUCAGAGACAGCUGGUAGCCAUGGCUAGAGCGUUAUUGCGAAGGAGUAAUCUAAUUAUAAUGGACGAAGCUACGGCCUCGGUGGAUUUUGCAACGGACGAAGCUAUCCAAGCUGCUAUUCGAUCAGAAUUCAAAUCUUCCACUUUGCUCACUAUAGCCCAUCGUCUUUCGUCUGUCAUCGAUUAUGAUAGAUUGUUAGUUCUUUCAGAUGGGAAAGUAGCUGAAUUCGAUACCCCUAUCAAUCUCUUACGAAAAGACGAUUCACUCUUCAAAUCCCUCUGCGAGAAAUCAGGUAAAUACAAAGAACUUUACAAAGCGGCCGAGAAGAAAGAGAAAGGCGAAGAAGAAUAG